Messenger RNA from Prinia subflava (tawny-flanked prinia), 1769 nucleotides. RefSeq names its product pseudouridine 5'-phosphatase (gene PUDP). The coding region runs from base 640 to 1350 and encodes 236 amino acids. Gene Ontology annotation, molecular function: phosphatase activity. The record is from RefSeq and is a predicted model, not a curated record. NCBI's taxonomy places the organism in Eukaryota, Metazoa, Chordata, Aves, Passeriformes, Cisticolidae. The transcript is spliced from 4 exons.
GUGUCCAUGCAGGAAGAUUUUGCUUCAAGUCAAAAACACUCAAACCCACAACACCCAAACCAGUCUUCAAUUAACCAUUCUUGCACUCAGCAAAUUCGAUUUACUCCUUCCUCACAGAUUUUUUUUCUCCCCAUUACUUUGCUCUUCCCUCACAUUUUUACACAGAUUUACACCUUUUUGCUUCAGCUACAGUCUGGUGGUAAUAUUACCCCUGUAAAUCUCUACACAGGCACGCAGAAGACACUGUCUAAUGCGUCAACUUGAGAGCAACUCUUCUGUCUUUCCCAGCAGCCAACACCAAACGGGAUUUAAGAAUCCCAAAAUAGGCCUGGUUGGAAGGGACCACCGUGGGUAGCCUGGUCCAGCCUCCCUGCAGGGUCAUCCCAGAGCACACUGCACAGAAUUGCAUCCAGAUGGCUCUUCAGUAUGUCCAGAGAGGGAGACUCCACAACCUCUCUGGGCAAGAAUCGCUGUUCUGCAAGAGAGGAGGCCCCAAGAAGAGAAGUGGACUUUGCUUAAAAAGUAGAACAAGCCAGACCAAAGGUGCCGCUGGCCCGCCCCGCCCCGGGGUGCUGUCAAAACCGCCGCCCGUUCCUGCGCGGGCUGCAUCUGCCUCGGCUCCUGCUGCUCUGCCUCGCCAUGGCCGCUUCCUCCUCCUCCUCCUCGGCGGCCGCGCUGCGCCCGGUCACUCACCUGAUCUUUGACAUGGACGGGCUGCUGCUGGAUACUGAACGUCUCUAUUCAAUGGUGUAUGAAGAGAUCUGUGAGCCUUUUGGGAAGACCUAUGACUGGGAUCUGAAAUCCAUGGUUCUAGGCAGACAAGCUCCAGAAGCCACAAAGAUUAUUCGAGAUGCUCUAGAUCUUCCAAUGACUGAAGAAGAGUUACUAAAUGAAAGUAAAAGGAGGCAGGAGAAGGUAUUUCAUACUGCUGAGUUGAUGCCAGGGGUUAGUAAGCUGAUCCAUCAUUUACACAAACACAAGAUACCCAUAGCUGUUGCCACCAGCUCGAGUGAAGAGUCAUUUCAGAGAAAAACAACCAGACACAAAGACCUAUUUCGUCUUUUUCAUCAUAUUGUGCUGGGAGAUGAUCCUGAGUUGAAGCGUGGCAAGCCACAUCCUGAUCCAUUUUUACUUUGUGCAAAGAGAUUUCACCCUCCUGCAUCACCAGAGAAGUGUCUUGUGUUUGAAGAUUCACCACAAGGAGUCAAAGGAGCCCUGGCAGCAGGAAUGCAAGCGGUUAUGAUUCCAGAUGAAAAAUUAAAUCCAGAUCUUAGAAAGGAGGCAACACUGGUGCUGAAGUCCAUGGAAGAUUUCCGACCAGAACUGUUUGGUUUACCAGCAUAUGAUUGAUGCCUAAUGCCUAUGAACAUGUUCUUGACUGGAGAUAAAUUAAAAGUGAAAUGAAAUUUUAUUUUGAUUUUAUGAUUACUUUUCAUCUUUAACUAUCUUCCUCAAAACUAGAGCAAAACAAAAAUCCUGUUAAACACACUCAGUCUUUUACACAUUACCUUUGAUAAAUUGUUUGGAAUGUCUAGUUUGUCCAUUCGAUAAAUGCUAAUUAAAGUAACAUCUUUCUGUUAAGUGAAUCCAGCCUUGUUCUAUUCAUAUCAUAAUGUUUUCUGGGAAUAUUAUGGAACUAUUUAGACGAUUUAUUGUAACUGCAUUGGAAGCUUCUUUUUCUGUUUCCACUUGAAUUACUUACUGUGUACAUCUUAAUCAGAAAUCUGUUCUGGAUUACCUUUUAUCCCAAUAAAAUGUUUUUGACAACA